Messenger RNA from Lasiosphaeria miniovina, 4758 nucleotides. RefSeq lists its product as uncharacterized. Gene Ontology annotation, biological process: endocytosis; phospholipid translocation; retrograde vesicle-mediated transport, Golgi to endoplasmic reticulum. The coding region runs from base 439 to 4428 and encodes 1329 amino acids. The record is from RefSeq and is a predicted model, not a curated record. Gene Ontology annotation, molecular function: ATP hydrolysis activity; ATPase-coupled intramembrane lipid carrier activity; magnesium ion binding. NCBI's taxonomy places the organism in Eukaryota, Fungi, Ascomycota, Sordariomycetes, Sordariales, Lasiosphaeriaceae. Gene Ontology annotation, cellular component: trans-Golgi network; plasma membrane; endosome. The transcript has 3 exons.
CACGCAGCGAGGUCUUGCGUAAUACGUAACUUCGUAAUAGCAUAGCCUUGAUGCUCACAUGUGAAGCUAGCUUCUUUACUUUGUUCUCGCCAGAACGACUCCUGGCAACUCCCCCGAGCCCGUUAUCUUUGGACGACUGCACGUCUUACACCGGCCGACUAGAUUAGCUCUUGUCAUGCGAGCGCCGUCUUAAUACGCACUUGGCAGAGGAUGGGAAGACGGAAGACCGGGAAGAAGGAGUGGCAUUGCAUUGCGCGGCUUCUUACGUCUUUUACGCUUCCGCUGUAAGAACCGCUACGAACACAGCAGGCGCGACCACGAUUUGAGGGCCUGCACCCGACGCCAGAAACUUUAAACUCGAGCCAGUCGAGACAGCCCAGCCCAGCCCAGCCCAGCGUAGCCCAGCGCCUUCAGGAGAGCUUCUCCCUUCGAUGUCCAAUGCCUCCUUCAAACUCGUACCACCAAGCCGAGCCUCCAGAUUCGCCCGUUGAUGAAUCCGACUCGGACCUCGAGAUAGAUCUCGAAGAGCUCGACCCUCACACAUUGCCAGGCCACGAGCAAGCUGGCAGCAGGAGUCUCUUGCCCCAGGCACAAGCCCGUGGCGCCGCCGAACAACGAGCUCCCAGGAUAGCGCUGCGCACCCUUCGCAUGGGUGGUUUACGCCGCGGGGCCAAACGCAACGGAUAUGGCGAGCUGGGUCGCAGCCGUGACGGCGGCGACGAGGAUGCCGAGGCGCUGUUGAGGGAUGGCGACGCACACGAUCCCCGCUACUCGGACGGCAGCGCAAGGGCCGGCGACGACGCGCCUCUCCUCAUCCAGCAUGGGGACGAGAGGACGAGCACAGGCAAACGUCGCCGGUCCUUCACCGGCGACAGCCUCCGCAACCUCAGCCUCAGACGGCUCCCUGCCUUCGUAUUCGGGGCGGCUGCGGACCAGGGCUACGACAACAACGAGGAGCUCGAGAGGGAAGACGACCCCUCGUCGUCCAGACAAGUGGCCGUCGGCUCGUCCCAAUCAACGCGAUUCCCGCCCAACAUCAUCUCCAAUGCCAAAUAUACGGCUUGGGGCUUUCUACCAAUAACCUUAUACAACGAGUUUUCAUUUUUCUUCAAUAUGUAUUUUCUUCUCGUAGCCCUCUCCCAGGCAAUACCGGCUCUGAGGAUCGGCUAUCUUACCACAUACAUCGCUCCGCUGGCAUUUGUGCUAGUCAUCACGCUGGGAAAGGAAGCUUUCGACGAUAUUGGGAGGCGGAGACGAGACAACGAAGCUAACUCUGAAGAAUACACUGUUGUCAAAUUUGAGGAACCCGAACGGAAUCUCGGCAGCAGCCGGCCAAUGAAGAAACUGAAGUCUGCGCACGCACGCAAGGGAUCCAAGCGCUUCAUUCCCGAGAGAGACAGGCUGUCUGACAUCCAGGAGGAGGAGGAGCAGACCGAAGGUCAAGGGGCUAGAAAAGGGCCAUCGUCUUACGUUUCCGAAAUCAGCAAAAAGUCUCGCGAUCUCAAAGUCGGCGAUGUUCUUAAACUCACCAAAGGGCAUCGUGUGCCCGCCGACGUCAUUAUUCUCAAGUGUUUUUCUCACGAGUCGUCUGUGCACAAAACCCAUGAUGAAUCGAUAGCUGAAGACGCAGCACUCCUGCUGGAUCACGCCGAUGAACCUGGCCAAGGCAGCUCUGAUACCGCUGGUGCUACUGAUGCGACUGACCAAGGUGCUGCUGAAGGCAGUGCGACAGGAGAAACAUUCAUUCGCACCGAUCAGCUUGAUGGCGAGACUGACUGGAAGCUGCGGCUUGCUUCUCCCUUGUCACAGAACUUGGCUACCGAGGAGUUGGUGCGUCUUCGCGUCACAGCCGGCAGACCCGACAGGAAGGUGAACGAGUUCGCCGGCACGUUGGAACUACUACCUUCGCGACAGGACGCUAUAAACAGCGCCGCCGACCCCCAUGAUGACGGCAGUCCCUCAAAAGCUGCACCCCUAUCAAUAGACAAUACCGCAUGGGCAAAUACGGUCAUCGCUUCACAAGCUACAACUCUCGCUGUGAUUAUCUAUACCGGACCCCAAACACGCUCGGCAUUGUCCACAUCCCCGUCUCGGUCAAAGACAGGCUUGCUAGAGUACGAGAUAAACUCGCUCACAAAAAUCCUCUGUUUUCUCACCCUGGCCAUCUCCAUCAUUCUAGUUGCGUUAGAAGGAUUCGGCAACACCCAAGACAACGUAUGGUAUGUGAAGAUCAUGAGGUUCUUGGUCUUAUUCUCCACGAUCGUUCCCAUCAGUUUGCGUGUCAACUUGGAUAUGGGGAAGAGCGUGUACUCCUGGUUCAUCCAAAGAGAUCCGGGGAUCCCGGGCGCCGUAGUCCGGACCAGCACCAUCCCCGAGGACCUGGGCCGGAUUGAAUACUUGCUCAGCGACAAGACGGGAACCUUGACCCAAAAUGAAAUGGAGAUGAAGAAGAUACACGUUGGCACCGUCUCGUAUGCCAACGACGCCAUGGACGAGGUCGCGGCGUAUGUGAAGCAGGGUUUCCACAUCGCAACGUCGGCGGACAGCUCAUCCAACCCGACGCUUGCAACACCGUCGUCGUCGUAUUCUGCUGCCGCCAGCGCUGGAGCUACCAGGACCCGUCGAGAAAUUGGAUCCCGUGUCCGCGAUGUGGUCCUUGCCCUGGCCCUCUGCCACAACGUAACGCCAACGGCUGAAGAGAUAGAUGGCCAUGUUGAAAAUUCGUAUCAAGCGAGCUCGCCAGAUGAAAUUGCCAUAGUUCGAUGGUCCGAGUCUGUUGGCUUGCGGUUGGCACACCGCGACCGCAAAGGGAUGGUUCUCGAAUCCCCCGAGACUGGUCGUCCCGUGGUAAAAGUACGCAUUCUAGACAUUUUCCCCUUCACGUCGGAGGGCAAGCGCAUGGGAAUCGUAGUUCAGUUCCUCGACAAGCUACAUCCCGGAGCUCCCAACCUUGAGAAUGGCGAGAUCUGGUUUUAUCAAAAGGGCGCAGAUACUGUGAUGGGGUCUAUCGUCUCGGCCAACGACUGGCUUGACGAGGAGACAGCCAACAUGGCCCGCGAGGGGCUUCGGACCCUUGUUGUAGGGAGGAAGCGCCUGUCGGUAAAGGAGUACCAAGAGUUCUCCGCCAAGUAUCGCGACGCAUCUCUUGCCAUCAACAGCCGAGAUGCGGGGAUGCAGGCCGUUGUGUCUCAGUAUCUCGAGCGUGACCUGGAACUUCUUGGCGUCACCGGUGUCGAAGACAAGCUGCAAAAGGAUGUCAAACCCUCGCUCGAGCUGCUUCGUAACGCCGGCAUUAAAAUAUGGAUGCUGACGGGCGACAAGGUGGAGACUGCACGGUGUGUUGCAGUGAGCUCCAAGCUGGUGGCGAGGGGUCAGUAUAUUCACGAAAUCUCCAAACUCAGACGGAAGGAUGCCGCCCAGGAGGGGUUGGACUUUCUGAGGAGCAAGACGGAUUCUUGUCUGUUGAUCGACGGCGAGAGUCUUAGCCUGUUCUUGACCCACUUCAGACGCGAAUUCAUUUCGGUGGCCGUCCUCCUGCCAACAGUGGUAGCCUGCCGGUGCUCGCCAACCCAAAAGGCAGAGGUUGCCAGGCUAAUCAAGGAGUACACCAAGAAACGCGUCUGCUGCAUCGGCGACGGCGGGAAUGAUGUCUCGAUGAUCCAGGCGGCCGAUGUUGGUGUCGGUAUAGUCGGCAAGGAAGGACGCCAGGCCAGUCUCGCGGCCGACUUCUCCAUCGAGCAAUUCCACCACUUGACCAAGCUGCUGGUAUGGCACGGCCGGAACAGCUACAAACGCAGUGCCAAGCUCGCACAGUUUGUGAUUCACCGUGGCUUGAUCAUUGCUGUGUGCCAGACAAUGUACAGCAUCGCUCUUAACUUCAGGCCAGAGGGACUAUACAAGGAUUGGCUCAUGGUUGGCUACGCGACAGUCUAUACUGCAGCCCCCGUGCUGUCUCUUGUCCUAGACAAAGACGUCGAUGAAAACCUGACGAAUCUGUACCCGGAGCUUUACAAAGAGUUGACGGAAGGCCGGUCGCUAUCGUACCGCACCUUCUUCGUCUGGGUCUUUGUCUCCAUCUACCAAGGCUGCCUGAUCCAAGGUCUGUCGCAGGUGCUAACCGAGGUCGAUGGGCCGAGGAUGGUGGCCGUCAGUUACACGGUGCUCGUGCUCAACGAGCUGCUCAUGGUGGCCAUUGAGAUCACGACGUGGCACUGGGUUAUGGUCGUGUCCAUCGUCGGCACUUUCCUAAUGUUUGUCGGGUCCAUACCGUUCCUGGGCGGCUACUUUGACCUGGAGUUUAUCCUCACCAUAGGCUUUCUUUGGCGCGUUGUGGCCAUCGGGGCCAUUUCCUUGAUUCCAACCUACGCGGGGAAGCUCAUCCAGCGAACGAUGAAGCCCCCUUCGUACCGGAAGGUCCAGGGCAUUUAAUGUCUGAAAAGAAAAGGGAAGAAGGGGCCUUCGGCUAUGCGGUCUUUCAAGACAAAAUUCAUGUAUUAAUAAAUGGGACAAGGUGGGCCGGCCUCUCUGCUGCAUCGGGAUAGCGUUGGCGAAGGGGAGAAUACUUAAUACCUAUCUUGUCUUUUUUCGUUAUUUCGAAAGCUCGUUCGGUUAGAACACCUUGGAUGUGAAUACAAUCCAAAUGGGGGGCUUCUUAUAACUAUUUAGUCUUUGUGAGCGUUUACAUCCCUUGGGCGUUGAACGUUCUACCAAAUUGGUCUUGGAUGUUACCGCUACGUCUUGUUUUGAUCGUGAAUGAAA